Pungitius pungitius (ninespine stickleback) is the source of this 1992-nucleotide messenger RNA. RefSeq names its product fibrinogen C domain containing 1a (gene fibcd1a). NCBI's taxonomy places the organism in Eukaryota, Metazoa, Chordata, Actinopteri, Perciformes, Gasterosteidae. The transcript has 10 exons. Bases 254 to 1735 code for a protein of 493 amino acids. The record is from RefSeq and is a predicted model, not a curated record.
GAGUACUUCUCUGACGUGGAGAAGUUUGCUCGCUCUGCCCGACACGGCAGCACGAAGAAGGGAGCUGGAGACUUCACCCAGCAGGAGGUCUACAGGCUGAGGAAGCUCCUCCUCAAGCUCAACCGAGAAGGGGGGAGCACUACCGGGACCGAGUGAGGCGUCAGUCCGGCUGAGGAGGUUCCUGAGCGGGGCGGCCCAUUGAAAAGGAUGCUGGAGGAGCUUAGUCGGUGUCUCUCGCCUGGUUGCACAGCAGAUGGUCGUUUCCGUACCGAUCGGAAAACAUUAUGCAUCUAAAGUCUCUUUAAAUUAUCGUCUUCUGGAGACAGCGAGGAUGAUGAUGAACGACCGGUGGACCAUCAUGAACAACAGCAGCUCCGAACUUGGCAGCAAACAACCAAACAAACACAAGAGAUGCUGUUGCUUCCUGUUGUGGUCCGUCUUUACGCUGGUCGUCACAGCAGUCAUUGUUGUCACAGCAACGGUCAUCAUUCUGUACCUGAACCAGUAUCCUCUGCCCUUCAUUAGCAGGGACCGAGUCUUCUCCCCGUCCUCCUCUUCGCCCGUGAUCUCAACCAAUCCCACAGAGUCUGGCGCCCUGGUGUCGGUGUCACGUGUCACAGAAGGAGAGCCAAUCAGCAUCUUCCUGGACCCAAACUGUCCUGACUACAGCGAGAGCUUCCUGCGCUGGGAGGCGCUGCAGACCUCUCUGCUGCGGACGCUCGCUAAUCACAAGGCAGAAGAUUGGCAAGACACGGGGUUGGACCACAAGCUGGCCGAGGAGCUAAAGGUGCUGUCAGGCCACGCCCACAACCUGAGGCUGGAAGCUGAUUCGCUGAAGAGAGGUCAAGGUGUUUUGGACCAGCGACUGGACGGGUUGCAGAGCGAGCAAAGCCGCAUCAUCCAGGUACUGUCUGACAGUCAGUCAGGUGUGUUGAAGCUGGUCUCAGGUUUCAGUGAUUCUCUACUGAGCCUCCAGAGAGAGACAGAGAAUAUGAGGAGGGUCAACAAAGACCUGCACCUGGGUGACAGCAACCCCCAAGCUCUCAGACCCAGAGACUGCUCGGAGGUCUUGAGUUCCGGUGGUUCUGAGGAUGGAGUUUAUUCUGUAUUUCCAACUCAUGAUCCUGAAGGCUUCAUGGUUUACUGCGACAUGAGCACUGAUGGAGGGGGCUGGACAGUGAUUCAGAGGAGAGAAGACGGAUCAGUGAACUUUUUCAGGGACUGGACGGCUUACAGAGAUGGAUUUGGAAGAAAUACCGGAGAACACUGGCUAGGUCUCCAGCGGAUGUACUCCCUCACCAGAUCUGGUGGUUAUGAGUUAAGGAUCGACAUGGCUGACUUCGAUAACACCACAGCCUUCGCUCGUUACGGGGACUUCUCUGUGGGUCGGGACUCAGUGAACCCCGAGGAGGACGGAUACCCGCUGGAGGUGGACCAGUACUCAGGGACCGCAGGUGACUCCCUCCUGAAGCACUCUGGGAUGCAGUUCACCACCAAAGACCGGGACCAGGACCAGUCAGAGAACAACUGUGCAGCCUACUACCAGGGCGCCUGGUGGUACCGUAACUGCCACACUUCCAACCUGAACGGGCAGUAUCUGAAAGGAGGCCACGCCUCCUACGCCGAUGGGGUGGAAUGGUCCAGCUGGACGGGCUGGCAAUACUCGCUCAGAUUCACAGAGAUGAAGAUACGACCCAAUGCUAAACCAGGCUCCUUAUCAAAUGAUCCUAAAUAGUACAUCUGACCUUUGAUCCUUGAACCAGAUCUGUGAGCCCCUGACCCUUACAUUUGACCCCUGGAACUUAAACCUGACCUCUGACCACUGACCUACAAGCCUGACUUUUGGGCCCUCAAACCCAACCUCUGACUCUUGAACCUAUUCUUUGGGCCCCAAGGCUGCCCUCUGACCCCUAAACCUUACUUCUGCCCUUUAAGCCUGAUUUCUGAACCCCUAAACCUGACUUCUGAAUCGUUAAUCCUUAACUUAAAUUG